AUGCAAUUCUAAUAAUUAAUGCCUGUGGGCUACGUGAAACAACCUGCUCUUAAAACAUUUGUAUUAGCCAAGAUAAAGAAAGAGAAUACAGAGAAAUCCAUUAAACUUUAUAAGCAAAAGUAUCACCAAUACUUCUAUCAGCACGACUAUCUCAAAUUGAUUAAGCAAGGCUAAGAGAAGGAUCAUGUGCUGAUGCUCUUUUGUUUUCCAGAGGACUUAGAGAAGAUGAAGGGGGACUUUGAAAUUGAGGAAUUUCUUGAAAUUUAAUUGCCAAGUGUUGCACCUAUACAUAAAGAGUAGAAAUCACUAUAUGAUGGAUAUUGGAAUAUCCUACAUCCAAAUUAUGAGUAUCCUCAUAGGCAAAACAAGGAUGCACCCCUGAAAAUGCAAUAGAUUUUAGAUACAAAAACUACAAGGAAUAAAUGCAUACUUUAUAAUGAUGAAAAUACUAUAGUGAUUGAAGCAGAAGAUGAAACACACAUCAACAAUGUUAGACAUUGUGUCAUGGUGGCAAUGGAGAAGUUAGCAGAACAUAACUUAAACGAAAAUCAUCAAAGGCACUUUCUGGAGAGUUAGUAUUAUGCUAGAGAAAUGACUUUGGUAACAUACUUUGAGCCUUGUAUAAUGUGUGCAAUGGCGUUGAUUCAUUCAAGAAUUAAUGAGGUUUAUUACUAUCAGAAGAGAGUGACCGAUGGAGGACUCAAUGAUCAAUUAUAAGUAAAUAAUAUGAAAUAACUAAAUCACAAAUAUUUAGUUUUUUAUCAAAAUUGA
Messenger RNA from Paramecium tetraurelia, 771 nucleotides. RefSeq lists its product as uncharacterized. Gene Ontology annotation, biological process: tRNA wobble adenosine to inosine editing. The transcript has 2 exons. Gene Ontology annotation, molecular function: tRNA-specific adenosine-34 deaminase activity. NCBI's taxonomy places the organism in Eukaryota, Ciliophora, Oligohymenophorea, Peniculida, Parameciidae. The record is from RefSeq and is a predicted model, not a curated record.